Solanum tuberosum (potato) is the source of this 1365-nucleotide messenger RNA. RefSeq lists its product as uncharacterized. The record is from RefSeq and is a predicted model, not a curated record. The transcript is spliced from 3 exons. The coding region runs from base 1 to 1365 and encodes 454 amino acids. Lineage: Eukaryota; Viridiplantae; Streptophyta; Magnoliopsida; Solanales; Solanaceae.
AUGGAUCCUGCAUGGCAGGCAACUAUGACACAAGAACUAUAUGCCCUACAUGAUAAUGAUACUUGGGAUCUCAUGCCUCUACCCCUUGGAAAGAAAGCUAUUGGGUGUAGAUGGGUAUAUAAGAUUAAACACAGAGUUGAUGGUAGCAUAGAAAGGUACAAGGCUAGGUUGGUUGUUAAGGGUUAUACUCACCAUUAUGGAGUUGACUACACAGAGACGUUUUCACCUGUUAUUAAGAUGACUACUGUGAGAGCUCUAAUUGCCACUGCUAUAAAGAAACACUGGAACAUUUAUCAAUUGGAUGUAAAUAAUGCCUUUCUCCAUGGGGAGUUAGAUGAAGAGGUCUACAUGGAUAUUCCACCAGGCUUGGAUAUUCAGACUAAAGGACUAGUUUGUAAGCUCAAUAAGUCAUUAUAUGGUCUAAAGCAGGCUAGUAGGCAAUGGAAAAAUGGCUCAUCUACUGUCUUCAUAGCUGUAUAUGUGGAUGAUAUCCUAUUGACAGGUACUGAUCUUGAAGAAAUUGAUAUUCUCAAAGGCUUUCUCCAAAAUCAAUUUAGAAUUAAAGAUUUGGGGAAACUGCAUUAUUUCUUGGGGUUGGAGAUCCUUUACACUGAAGCUGGUUUGCUUAUUUCACAAAGAAAAUGUGUGCUUGAUCUUCUCAAGGAGUACCAUUGUUCUGAACUCUCCAGCCUCACCUCACCACUAGAUGUGACAGUUAAGCUCAAGACAAAUGAGGGGAAGCCCAUUUCUGAUCCCAGUGCAUACAGAAAAUUAGUUGGGAAACUUAAUUUCUUAACUAAUACCAGACUAGAUAUUGCUUAUGGAGUUCAACACCUUAGUCAGUUCAUGCAAGACCCCAGAGAACCACAUAUGAAAGCAGCAUACCAUAUGCUAAGGUAUCUCAAGAAGGAUCCCACCUUAGGAUUGCUUAUGACAUCUACUGAUGAUUACAAUGUACAGGCUUUUUGUGAUUCAGAUUGGGGUGCUUGUCCUGAUUCCAGAAAGUCCAUCACAGGGUAUAUUGUGCUACUUGGUUCUAGUCCUAUAAGCUGGAAAUCUAAGAAACAGGAAACUAUAUCUCUUUCCUCAGCUGAGGCUGAAUAUAGAUCCCUUCGAAAGGUGGUUGGAGAAUUGGUUUGUCAGUCAGCUCUACAGAUUGCCAGAAAUCCUGUGUUUCACGAAAGGACCAAACACAUUGAGAUCGAUUGUCAUUUUGUGCGAACUAAGUUACAAGAAGGUCUUAUAUCACUACAUCACAUUGGAACUCAUGACCAACUGGCUGACAUCCUUACUAAGGCUCUUACAGGAGUCAAACACUCAGUAGUUUUGUACAAGUUGGUUGUGUUGGUCUCACCUCCAACUUGA